UUAUGAAACCCCGUAGCCGACCCAUGUUCCAUCCUUUUCCAACAAGAAGCCCAAGAUGGCGGAUCAGACUGAGAGGGCCUUCCAGAAACAGCCCACGGUAUUUCAAAACAAAAAGAGAGUUCUUGGUUCUGGUAAGAAGAAAAAUUUACGGCUUGUGAGAAACAUUGGUUUAGGAUUUAAAACUCCUCGCGAGGCCAGUCAAGGCACUUACAUUGAUAAGAAAUGUCCAUUCACUGGUAAUGUUCAUAUUCGUGGAAGGAUUCUUAAUGGUGUCGUCACCAAAAUGAAGAUGCAAAGAACAAUAGUGGUUCGUCGGGAUUAUCUUCAUUAUAUCAAAAAAUACAACAGAUUUGAGAAGAGACACAAAAAUAUUUCAGUUCAUCUUUCUCCAUGUUUUAGAGAUUUGACUGUUGGUGAUGUUGUGACCAUUGGAGAAUGCAGACCACUUAGUAAAACUGUGCGUUUUAAUGUGCUCAAAGUCUCUAAGGCCCCAGGGAGCAUGAAGAAAAAGGCUUUCCAAAAGUUUUAAGAAUACCAUUUUGCUGGGACAUUUGUUAUGAACAUCAUGUAAAAUAAAUCUAUCAAGUGGCUCAGUAUUAA
Molecule: messenger RNA, 600 nt
Organism: Saccoglossus kowalevskii
Lineage: Eukaryota; Metazoa; Hemichordata; Enteropneusta; Harrimaniidae
Product: small ribosomal subunit protein uS17-like
Biological process (GO): translation
Cellular component (GO): ribosome; cytosolic small ribosomal subunit
Molecular function (GO): structural constituent of ribosome
Source: RefSeq, a predicted model, not a curated record